CCUCCCCCUGCUCCUGGUCCUCCUCCUCCUCCCCCCCUUUCUCCUCCUCCUCCCCCUGGUCCUCCUCCUCUUAUUCCUCCCGCUUCUUCUCCUCCUCCUCCCACUUUUCCUGUUCCUCCCGCUUCUUCUCCUCCUCCUCCCACUUCUCCUGUUCCUCCCUCUUCUCCUCCUCCUCCUCCAACUUCUCCUGUUCCACCUCCCGCUCCUCCCACUUCUCCUCCCCCUCCUCCCACUUUUCCUGUUCCUCCCGCUUCUCCUCCUCCUCCCCCUGGUCCUCCUCCUCUUAUUCCUCCCGCUUCUUCUCCUCCUCCUCCCACUUUUCCUGUUCCUCCCGCUUCUCCUCCUCCUCCCCCUGGUCCUCCUCCUCUUAUUCCUCCCGCUUCUUCUCCUCCUCCUCCUCCUCCCACUUUUCCUGUUCCUCCCGCUUCUUCUCCUCCUCCUCCCACUUCUCCUGUUCCACCUCCCGCUCCUCCCACUUCUCCUCCCGCUUCUUCUCCUCCUCCUCCUCCCACUUUUCCUGUUCCUCCCGCUUCUUCUCCUCCUCCUCCCUCUUCUCCUCCUCCCACUUCUCCUCCUCCUCCAACUUCUCCUGUUCCACCUCCCACUUCUCCUCCUCCUCCAACUUCUCCUCCUCCCACUUCUCCUCCUCCUCCAACUUCUCCUGUUCCACCUCCCGCUCCUCCCACUUCUCCUCCCGCUCCUCCCACUUCUCCUCCUCCUCCCGCUUCUCCUUUUCCUCCUCCCACUUCUCCUGUUCCUCCCUCUUCUGUUCCUCCCUCUUCUCCUCCUCCUCCUCCCACUUCUCCUCCUCCUCCUCCCACU
Tachyglossus aculeatus (Australian echidna) is the source of this 822-nucleotide messenger RNA. RefSeq names its product leucine-rich repeat extensin-like protein 3. The record is from RefSeq and is a predicted model, not a curated record. The annotation marks the transcript as partial. The transcript has a single exon. Lineage: Eukaryota; Metazoa; Chordata; Mammalia; Monotremata; Tachyglossidae.